UGUGGGAGUGUACCGAGACAAAAAUACGACAAAAAAAAAGAAAACCAAGGGAUUUCGUCACAGAACGAAUCAACUAUUCACUUGUUUAUCUUUUUUCCAUGGGGUGUGAGGUUGAGGUGUCACAAAAUUAUCAAGUUACCCUGGUAUUUAAUGAUUUAUCACCACUAAAUUCGCCGUGAAUUGUCAACAAUCGAGGGGAGAGACAUAUGCACGGGUUUGUGGGAGUCACCAAGCAAAUGGCCAGACUCUCCUUUAUUUUCUUUAGUUUAUUAUUCGUCGUCUCAAGGUAACGAUUGUUAUUACUGGGCAUGAAGAUGAAGAUACCGACUGGAGGCUCUGGUAAUGGUUAUUAUGGACACGAGAGUGGAGUCAUUUCGUAUCUGGAUAAUGUGGAGACCGAACCGGACAUUCCCGGGGGGGAGAAUGGGGAUUUCUCGGAGUACAUGUGGAUGGAGAAUGAAGAGGAGUUUGAUAAACAGGUCCUGGAGCAACUUGAAGAAGAGGAACUGAUGGAGGAGUGUCUAGAGGCGAUGCUGGAGGAGGAGCAACAGCACCAGAGAAACCAAACGUCAGUGGCCUGGUGUAAUGCUGUUGCCGGGGAAAAUAGUGGGAAUGAAUUGUGCCAGCAACUGGGGAGCCUCAGGGUGCACGGAGAGCUUGCUAAAUCUAGUACAUUAAAUCCAAAUGCAGCUGAGUUCGUCCCCUCGUUCAAAACCUCAGUAAGUACGUCAUCGGAAAUAACCAGUGAUUCGUCGUAGAAGGACCGCUCAUCAAUAAAAAUAAUUAAUUGCAAAAGAGAGUAAUGAACGAGUCUCGUUAGAGACUGGUAAUUUACUUGGGUUCAAAAACCCUCUCAUCGAGUAAAAAACUGACUGAAAAAUGAAAAAAAAAAUUAACAAAAACCAAAAAAAAGGACAAAAAAUAUGGAUAGAGCCAUUGCAGUAAACUGUUUCCGAAGCCUGUUUUCUCUUUUUACUUUAAUCAGUGGGAAGAAGAUACCUCUUAUUGGCAAUCAACAAUCUUUCCUAGGCAAUUCGCACUAACGCUUGCCGCAUUAUUAUCCCAUAGAUCAGUCUCCUCUGUAAGAAUCAAAGUAACAAAAUGAAAUAACAAAAAAAACAAUAAAAAUGUUGAAACGACAAAAAAAAACAAAAUGGGUAGAAUACUAUGAAAAUGUACUUAACGCCAGUAGUUGUCAAUCAAAAAGAAGAAUAAUCAUGAAAAAUAGGGCUCACGUGCACGAGUUCUUGGGGAGCUAUUGAAAUUUCCUUGCAUUAAAUUUCAAAAUCUCUUCGCUAACUAUUUUACCUCUGGAGUUUAGAAUAUUUUAAACCUUUUUAUUCGUACGAAAGCUCUUGAAGUCCUGGCUGGGCUGUGAAUGGUGGAGAACGGUGAUUUACCAAUUUUUAAAUGACACUUUUACAUGAUUCUCAAUAAAUUUUUAUUAGUUACAAAACACUUUUGAGGAUUGAAUUUAUUCGUUAGUCGUUUCUGGGGGCUGGAGAUUUUUCCAGUGCUUUUGUAAUUAAUACAAUUUUUUGUUACGGUUUUAAUGGGAUAUUUUAUUUUUCUUGAUUCAAUUUGGUUCUUGGAAUUUUAUGUUGCCUGUUUCCGGUCUUCCAGUUUGUACUUUACGAGUUACCCGAGUGCUUUGAGUUUUAAUUCAUUGAAUUUUUAGUGAAGUCAGUGUGCUGUGAAGAGCAAGAUUCGUGUUUAAUAUUUCUGUGGGACGUGAUUUCAGGAAACGGUUCAUAUCGACUUGGCACUCAGCUGAGUUUUUGAGGAAUAUCUCCGAAUCUAAGGGAGAUACCGAAAUUUUUGUAAUGAUGUUUUUUGUAGGGCGAAUUGAGGGCUAUAAAAAAAGUUAUGACAAAAAUUUAGCUGUCUUCCUUAGAUUUCAAGGUAUUUAAUGAAAACAGACCAACAGUAAAAAUCAACGUAAAUCAUUUUACCGGUUUGCUACGGAUUUGUUUUACAGAAAAUAAAAAUUCCUGUGGACAGAAAUGUGGAUAGAAAUGUUUUAUACGUAUUGACCUGCUUCAGUUAUCGUUAUUUUAUCGUUAUCCAUUCUAUUACUGCGGCAAUAGCCCCGAAAGUAAUGAGUAUCCAUUGAGAAUCAAUAUUGAAAAUUUAUUGAGAACUUGUCAUACGAUAUGACGAUUAUAUUCCUCUGUCAUAAUUUUAAAAAAAUGAAAACUUGGAAUUUUCAAUUGCAAAAAUGAAGGUGCAUGCUAAUAGUAAUAAAAACUUGAAGUGAAGAAGAAAUAAAAAAUAAUAAAACUAGGGUACUGCAAAAAAAGACUAAAAACCAUUGAUGUCUCAAUUAAAGAUACCACAGAAUUUUGUUAUGGGAAGAGAGAUUCUAGAAAUAUUCAAUUAUUGUUUUUACAGCUAAAGUCACAAUUACAUUGCACAUUUUAAAAUGACGUCUCAACGAAGACAAGUUAGUCACUCGCUGAGGACAUUUGUACGCGGCCUGCCUCGAUUCUAGGAAAUAAAAUGUACAAAAAAGAUGAAAUCAAAUUCUGUAGGAUAAAUAAUGAAGUAAAGAAAUUUCUCGCAUGUUGUAAGGGACGAUGAAAUCUAAGUGAUAGAAAUCAUUGCGACUACGUUAAGUAAUUACAUUAUUAUCAGCAUUUGUGAAUUUGUCACUUCAUUUUCUUUUAUAAAUAGCAUUUAACAUAUAGUAUAGGAAUAAAAAAAAUAUCUAUGAAAUACAAA
This is a messenger RNA of Diachasma alloeum, 2721 nucleotides long. It is a transcript of the gene Paip2, whose product is annotated as polyadenylate-binding protein-interacting protein 2. Lineage: Eukaryota; Metazoa; Arthropoda; Insecta; Hymenoptera; Braconidae. Gene Ontology annotation, molecular function: mRNA regulatory element binding translation repressor activity. The record is from RefSeq and is a predicted model, not a curated record. The transcript has 4 exons. Gene Ontology annotation, biological process: negative regulation of translational initiation. The coding region runs from base 309 to 758 and encodes 149 amino acids. Gene Ontology annotation, cellular component: cytoplasm.